AUGAUAAAACUGUUUAAAGGUACUGAUAGUGAUAACGGAGCGCCAGUCUUUUGCAAAAUUGAAAGCAAAUGGCUUUUUACAGGGGUGUCCGUUGUGAGGAAAGGGUGUCAAAAGAAGGAUAUUUUGAUUCUUACACUAUCACACGUUAGUCGGUCAAUAUCAAAGGCUCUCAAAGAAGAACAGGAGACAUGUGUAAAUCAGGAUUGUGUGCUUGCAGCUGCACAGCUAAUGAAAUCAAUAGAUACAGAUAUUGAUCCGUGCGAUAAUUUCUAUAAGUUUGCCUGUGGCAAAUAUAUCACAAUGACCCCAAUUCCAGUUCACCAACAGUUGCACACACCUUCAGCUGAUAUACAAGAAGAUAUACGAAUGAUUAUAAAAUAUGAAUUAGAAGAGCCGAAUAAACCAAGUGAAAUUGAAGCUGUAACCAAAGCGAAGGGAUUUUACGAAGCCUGCAUGAACUCAGAGGCAAUUGAAAGAGAGGGAAAUGUUCCCUUGCAUAAACUAAUGGAAGACUUAGGAGGACUUCCAGUGUUGGGAUCGGCAUCAGGUGGAAAAUGGAAUCAAAAUGCUUACUCUUUUGAAGAUCUCAUCGUCAAGUCUUUUCAAGUGACAGAUUCCGUACCGAUAUUUUAUAUUCAUUUAGAUGAUGUUAAUUUGGUCGGCCAAGAAAAAUACCGGCUAAACUUUGAUCAACCGACUCUUAAUCUACCACGACAACUAUAUCUUCAAGGAAAGGAACAGCCGGCUUUAAUUGCGCUCAAAACGUAUUACCAAGAGCUAUUUCAAGCGUUUGGGGCAAAUGCAUCCGCAGCCGAGGAAUUCGCUGAAAAGACCUUAGAUCUUGAAAUUGACCUUGCAAACAUAAGUUCGGACACUCCGUAUAAAUCGUCGGUUAUAAAAAUUGUUCCCGUCAGUAUCCUUCAGGAACUUGGAGCAACGGUAGGAAUAUUUUGUUUUGCAAUAAGCUAUAUUUAUAAAUAACCUGAACAUACUUUUUGCAAUUUUUAUUCAGCUCGUGUACUCUUAUUGUAUUUAUCUUUU
Molecule: messenger RNA, 1041 nt
Organism: Ruditapes philippinarum (Manila clam)
Lineage: Eukaryota; Metazoa; Mollusca; Bivalvia; Venerida; Veneridae
Product: endothelin-converting enzyme 2-like
Exons: 9
Coding region: 1-981 (326 amino acids)
Biological process (GO): protein processing
Cellular component (GO): plasma membrane
Molecular function (GO): metalloendopeptidase activity
Source: RefSeq, a predicted model, not a curated record